Oryctolagus cuniculus (rabbit) is the source of this 4273-nucleotide messenger RNA. RefSeq names its product netrin G2 (gene NTNG2). The record is from RefSeq and is a predicted model, not a curated record. Gene Ontology annotation, biological process: animal organ morphogenesis; axonogenesis; tissue development. Lineage: Eukaryota; Metazoa; Chordata; Mammalia; Lagomorpha; Leporidae.
CGGCCAGCAGUCCGCCCACGCCCUGCUCCCAGGCUCACCCCCAGGGAAGGCAGAGCACCCCGCACGCACUCCUGCCCCCUACUCUGCGCUUCCCCAGGCGCUGGCUUGGCUCCCUCAGAUGCAGGGCCCAUCAGGGGUGGAGGCGGCGGUGUGUCAGCUGGUAUCCAGGCUCGGAUUGUGCGCCGCGAUCGCUCCCCCUCCCCAUCUCCCCAAAUCCACCCACCUACCCACCCCGGUACCCACUGCUCAGGGGGCCUUCUGGGUGGCAGCACUUCCCAGGGAGAGAGGAGGGGAGCAGAGCAGCCCCGAGCCCUCGGCUCGUUGGGGGUGGGGGAACCGCCUCCCCGGACCCCUCCCCGGCGGCGCGGAUGGGGCAGCCCCCACACCCACGGGCGCUGGCGCCCGGGCAGGCCCCCGGGUGCUGCAAGGGGAAGCUGCCGCCCGGUCGCGCCUGACCCGAGCCCGCGGCGGAGGCUGCACUCGGCGAGCGGGGACCCGCCGGCCCCCAAGGCCGGGCGGAGAUGUCCAGGAGGCGACCCCCAGGGCCGGCUCGCUCCCGCGGCCGCCUGCCCGCCGGCGCGCCCCUGCCCGGGCCGUGGCGCGCCCCCCGAGUCUCGCAGUAUUUCCUCCCUGCACCUUUAAGAAGGCCGCUGCUCCGUGGUGGGAUGGUGUGUGCGAGCCACACAGAGGAAGUUACGCAGCCGGGAUCAGACCGAGAGAUAAAAGCCCAAUGGUGCUCGCGAGUGAAGGCAAAGAGGAUUUGGCCUCGGCAUUAACUUGGAGCGCGGCGCAGGGGGCCCGGCAGCGCCCCGCCAGCUGGCCCGAGCGCGCCGGGGGAAUGCCCCCGCGCCCCGACGAGCCGCCGCGGAGCCCACCCGGGCCGGGGGCCGCCUGGCGCCCCAGAGCGGGUCCCCCCGGAGCCGCCCAGGGGCCCGCAAAAGUUUGCACUUGUUAGCGGCGACCUCCGCUCGGCCGGGCGGGCGAUGCGGGCGGCGCGCGCGGCCCCCUGCCCGGGCCCGCGUCUCCCGGACGGCUGCGGGCGGCGCCCCCGGCAGCCGGAGGGCGCCCGGGCCCGGGUCUGACGGCGGCGGCGGCCGCGGCGCGGGGAAGGAGCGGCGGCCCGCGGCCUCGGGCCCUAGCCCCCAGCAGCGCCGGCCGGAGCGGGCGGCGGUCCUCGGCCUCCCGCGUCUCCGCGCUCCGGGAAGCCGCUCCGAGCCCGGGUGCUGUCGCUAAUGAGCCCGCUCCUCUCUGAUGAUGAAAAGACGGGCAGGCCCCAGGUACCGGGAGGGACGGGGCGCUGAGAACCCAGAAACUUCAGAAUAAGUGGCCCACGGCUGCACGCCAAGGCCCGAGGGGAUACUCUGCUGUCGUAUGGAGCCCAUCGCCCAUUAAGGUCCCUUUAAAGACCUGAAUUGGUUGGAAGGACAAAAAUUAAAAGCAAUCGGAUCCGCCCCCCCUGCCGGAUCCCUGUGGAUUUUCCCCUUAUCCCAUUUCCAGCCACUGUCACAAUUUGAGAGUCUUCCCGAUCUGAUCACAUCCACCUCCGGGAGCCGUGCGGUGCCAAGGGCAGGACGACAAAGUCACGGCCGCUCGCUGACCUGCCCGUCAGCAGCCGGAGAAACGCUGGCUCUAGAUUUUCCGCGGCAGGAGCCGUGGCUUCUUGGAAAACACAAGGUCCUCGUUCUCUGCAAACCUGGGCCGCCCUGGCUGUCGCCGCCCUGGCUGUCGCCGCCCGGUAGAUGUGGUGUUUCCAUGCUGAGGCCGCGAGCCCCGCCUGACCCCGCCGUCACCGUUGUCGUCGACGUCCACGCUGCCACUCCAGGGCCUCCGGGGCCGCGCCCCUGUGGACUGCGCAGCCAUGCUGUACCUGCUGGCCCUCCUCCUGCACUGCCUCCCGCUGGCCUGUGGGAGCUAUGACAUCUGCAAAUCCUGGGUGACCACGGAUGAGGGCCCCACCUGGGAGUUCUACGCCUGCCAGCCCAAGGUGAUGCGGCUGAAGGAUUACGUCAAGGUGAAGGUAGAGCCCUCGGGCAUCACGUGUGGAGACCCCCCGGAGAGGUUCUGCUCCCACGAGAACCCCUACCUGUGCAGCAACGAAUGUGACGCCUCCAACCCGGACCUGGCCCACCCGCCCCGGCUCAUGCUGGACAAGGAGGACGAGGGGCUGGUCACCUACUGGCAGAGCAUCACGUGGAGCCGCUACCCCAGCCCGCUGGAGGCCAACAUCACCCUGUCCUGGAACAAGAGCGUGGAGCUCACGGACGACGUGGUGGUGACCUUCGAGUACGGCCGGCCCACGGUCAUGGUGCUGGAGAAGUCGCUGGACAAUGGGCGCACGUGGCAGCCCUACCAGUUCUACGCGGAGGACUGCAUGGAGGCCUUCGGCAUGUCGGCCCGGCGCGCCCGCGACAUGUCCUCCUCCAGCGCGCACCGGGUGCUCUGCACGGAGGAGUACUCGCGCUGGGCGGGCUCCAAGAAGGAGAAGCACGUGCGCUUCGAGGUGCGGGACCGCUUCGCCAUCUUCGCGGGCCCCGACCUGCGCAACAUGGACAACCUCUACACGCGCCUGGAGAGCGCCAAGGGCCUCAAGGAGUUCUUCACGCUCACGGAUCUGCGCAUGCGGCUGCUGCGCCCGGCGCUGGGCGGCACCUACGUGCAGCGCGAGAACCUCUACAAGUACUUCUAUGCCAUCUCCAACAUCGAGGUCAUUGGCAGGUGCAAGUGCAACCUGCACGCAAACCUGUGCUCUGUGCGCGAAGGCAGCCUGCAGUGUGAGUGUGAGCACAACACCACGGGCCCCGACUGCGGCAAGUGCAAGAAGAACUUCCGCACGCGCUCCUGGCGGGCCGGCUCCUACCUGCCGCUGCCUCACGGCUCCCCCAACGCCUGUGCCGCUGCCGGCUCUGCCUGGGGCAGCGUCGGCAGGUCCCGGAAGGAGCCUGGCCCCAAAGCCCCCGCGGCCACUGUGGCCGUGAAGAGGGGCCCCACCACUCCCGCCCCGCUCAUGCCCACUGCCCGGGCCCCCUCGGCCCCUCGCACCCCACAGCCCACAGAGUGGACCAGGUCCUCCGCGGCUGCCCCUCUGGGGGAUAGCCGCCCCUGGCCCCAGGCCACCUCGACUGCAGAAGCUGCCCUGAGCCCCUCCACCGCUGCCCCUGGCCCCGCCAAGGGCUCCAGACUUUUCCAGCUCAAGCCCAAAUCUCCUCACGUGAUGCCCAUUGAAGAAUUCCCAGACUGUGAGUGCUACGGCCACUCCAACCGCUGCAGCUACAUCGACUUCCUGAACGUGGUGACUUGUGUCAGCUGCAAACACAACACGCGCGGCCAGCACUGCCAGCACUGCCGCCUGGGCUACUACCGCAACGGCUCGGCCGAGCUGGACGACGAGAACGUGUGCAUCGAGUGCAACUGUAACCAGAUCGGCUCCGUGCACGACCGCUGCAACGAGACCGGCUUCUGUGAGUGCCGCGAGGGCGCGGCGGGGCCCAAGUGUGACGACUGCCUCCCCACGCACUACUGGCGCCAGGGCUGCUUCCCCAACGUGUGCGACGACGACCAGCUGCUCUGCCGGAACGGCGGAACCUGCUUGCAGAACCAGCGCUGCGCCUGCCCCCGCGGCUACACCGGCGUGCGCUGCGAGCAGCCGCGCUGCGACCCGGCCGACGGCGGCCUGGACUGCGGCCGAGCGCCCGGCGCCGCCCCGCGCCCCGCCACCCUGCUCGGCUGCCUGCUGCUGCUGGGCCUGGCCGCCCGCCUGGGCUGCUGAGCCCCGGGAGCCGGCGCGCGAGGCGCGGCGGAGAGAAGGGUGCGGCCCGCGCUGCUCCCCGGUGCUACUCGGCCCGGCCCCCGCGCUGCACCUGCAGCGCCCCGCCGCCGGGCCCGCGGCCUGCGAACCUGCGCCCCUGUCUCUCCUCCUCCUCCUCUCGUUUCCUGCCUGCGGGUCGCCCCCGCCUCACUGUCGCUCCAGGACUGCUGCGGACCGGCGCACCGGGUCUCCAGCCGCCGGCUCGGUUCUCGUUGAUAUUCUGCGAUUUCUCUGCAACCAUGCAGGCCCCACGGGAGCCCUGGGGACCCAGGAACUCGCCGUCUGGGGGCGGAGGGGUGGAAAGAAGGCUUUUUUUUUUUUUUUUUUUUUGGAGGGUGGCAGUUUUGUUUUGUAGAGACCUAUGCCUAUGGAUUAACUGUCCCCCUCUGGAGGGAGGCGGGCGGGGUGGCCACCGCGGGGCGGCUGUCCUUGUGUAACCCCGGAGUAAACAGCCUCACUGCUGCCUCC